Diaporthe amygdali is the source of this 1956-nucleotide messenger RNA. Its product is annotated as HET-domain-containing protein. The transcript has 3 exons. Lineage: Eukaryota; Fungi; Ascomycota; Sordariomycetes; Diaporthales; Diaporthaceae. Bases 1 to 1956 code for a protein of 651 amino acids. The record is from RefSeq and is a predicted model, not a curated record.
AUGUCGUCCUCGCAGGAUAUCUCCCAGAGUCCAGUCGCCAUGAGAGCUCCAGCGCUGUCGCCUCCUCAGAUUUCUGAGGAUCCUUUGGGGCUUUGCAGGACGUGCCUGGAGGCUCAUGGGGCUGCGUUACGCGACGAUGGUCCGGAUUGGCAAGAGGUUGAUGAUGGAGACACGCCCCAUAUAGAGACCACGCGGGGUCCACUACUUAAGCACAAAUUGCCUGCGGACACAUGGCCUGACUUACCCGGUCUCCUCGAUUCUGCCCAGGCGGGCUGCGGGUUUUGCGAUUUUUUACGAGAGGCCAUCCUGUCUCAGGACUUCAGAGACGUUUGGCACGACUUGACUGGAGAAAGAAUCACAGAGGCUGGACGGGAAUCGCUCGGUCUCGAGCUCCAAUACGCGAGUCCAUUGGAUCUUGGCUACUGCAAUCCUUCCGCCGGUCUAAAGUAUUUGACUGUCAGCGUUGCGAUCGGAAAUAGCGAUUUUAAGAUCUACCUCGUCUUUCGGAUAGAGGCUAUUACUGACUGUUCAGCGGUGACGAAAUGGCUUGUCCUUCAGCCUAGACCUGUACGAAAUCACGAAGACGACGCGAUCAUCUCCUUCCUGAAAACGGAAUUGCACAAGCUCCCUGACGACGGCAAUGGAGAUUUUCUUCCCGAAAGGCUCAUCGAUGUGGGGACCAGCAGCUUGCGCCUUGUUGAAGGAAGCAACAUUAACGCCAGCUCGGCAAAACAACAACAAUAUUCCGCUUUAAGCUAUUGCUGGGGUCGCCGCGAACACGCAGAAUUGCAGUCGAAAACCACGAACUUCUAUCGAGAUUUCGUCUACAGCCAAUGGGCCCGCAGGGGCUGGACGUUCCAAGAAAACGCUAUGGCCGGCGCACGUAUCGUGUUUGGAAAUACUGAGGUAUACUUUGCUCGAGAUCGUUCUUUCGCAACGAAGAAUGGUUAUAUAGGCUCUGAGCCAGUUCCAUCCUUGCAAAGCGAUGACGAGUUGCAUGAAGCGUGGGAAAAGGUCAUAAGUCGCUACUCAAUGUUCACCAAAUCAGCCUUCACUGACCCGAAGGAUGUUCUUCCGGCCUUGUCCGGCUUGGCAAGGCUUUUCGGGGACGUGUUAAAGGUGGACUACAUCGCUGGGCACUGGGUGGACAGGCUUCACCAUAGCUUGAUGUGGGAGGACCAGUUUCUGUCCUCGAUACACGAUGCAUCUCUAAACGCACUCUUGAAGCGUCAUGGCCAAAAGCCGUACCUGAUCCCCUCGUGGAGUAGUCUCGCACGCGGCAUUGUGGGACUUGAAUUCUGUAUACCCUACGAAGACUGUAGGUCAGAAAUCACUAUCCUCGGCGUUGACCAGGAACUGGUCGGCGAGAAUCCCUAUGGUGAGAUUGACAAUGCUUACUUGACCUUGGAAGGGUAUGUUCUGAAUCUGGCCUCUCUAUCUUGGUCUGAAUCGUCAGUGAGUUUGGCGGGAUCUGUGAGCGGUCGGAUCGUUGAAGCAGAUUGGACCAUAGAAGAUGAGUAUUGGAUCGAUGAGGACAAAGUUUUGUUCGAGAAGGAUGCCUUCGACCCUGAAGGAUCACGAGACCUCUAUUUUACGCUUUACGAUGGCGCUUGCCCUAAUGCAUUCAGUGCAUAUCGGGAGUAUGUAAUGAGGCUGGAUUUUCUGGUCGAAUCGGGAGACCGCUCCCUGCUUGGAGUCAUUAGAGCAGGCCUUGAUCAGUUGAUCUCGCGGGCAACGCUACUGCUUCUGGGAUCUGAGGAUAUAUAUUCUGAAGAUGAAAGUUCAGGGGUGUUGAAAGCGGGAUACGGUCUGGUCUUGGUCCCCUUGGAAGGGGCAUCGGAGCGCUCCUUCCUCCGCGUAGGCAUCUUUCUGCCUUGGCGGAAUGUCGUCGGACACUCAGACGAUUUGCCGUGCCUGAAACGGCUGAUGAAGAAGGAGAAAAUCAAGAUAUACUGA